Messenger RNA from Talaromyces marneffei, 375 nucleotides. RefSeq lists its product as uncharacterized. The coding region runs from base 1 to 375 and encodes 124 amino acids. The transcript has 2 exons. Lineage: Eukaryota; Fungi; Ascomycota; Eurotiomycetes; Eurotiales; Trichocomaceae. The record is from RefSeq and is a predicted model, not a curated record.
AUGACAUACAAGACCAACUAUGAGUUGUGGAACCCCGCACUCACCUCGCGCCGCCCAUCGCAAAUGUCAGAUAUCGACAUCAUCCUCGCGCAAACAUACCCUCACGUAGCCAUGCUACCAUACAUGCAAUGCCAGCACUGCAACUACGAGGAAUCCGAAGAGGAGCAACAAGAACACCACCCACAACAACACCAACCAAGCAGUCCAUCCAGUUUCACCACCACCUUUUCGUCGCCAUCGAUUCGCUCGGAGGACAAUGCAGAUUCUUUAUCCACGACUACAUCGAGUCAGUAUAGAUGGCUCUGCCUCAACAAUCAAAAACGAUUAAAGCUUCGACAUCGACUGAGGCAGUUAUGGAAACGGGCUUCGAUUUAG